AUGGAGAGAUCGUUUGUUGAAUUUAGUUCCCAUGCAAGACAUGCAAAGGUGGCCAUGCAAGGAGAAGUGGCAGCAAGCAGUCGAGCUAUGAAGUGCAGAAACUGGAGCUUGAAGUUGCCUAACUACUUGUUAUGUUUUGAUUCAAGGCUCGAGGCUUGCUAUACAAGCAAGAUUGAAAACAUUCUGUUGUUGUCUCUUUGCACCAACAUCGUUGAAGAUUUCACGAAUCAACGAAAGGCACUUAAAUUGAGGAAACAGAGGGUGAAAACUCGUGUCGAUGAGGCUAAAAGGAAAAUUGAGGUCAUUUAUGAGGACGUUGAGGACUGGCUUAGAAGUGCUGAGAAAGAACUGGAAGAAACCCAGAACUUGGAAGAUGAAAUAGAUAGCAUCAAGUGUUUCAAAUGGUGUCCUAAAUGGGGCUGGCGAUACUGCUUAAGUAAGAAACUUGCAGAGAAGACUCCUAUUAUCUCUAAACUUUUAGAGGCUUCUAACUUCCCACAGGUGGGCUAUCGUGGUUCUCUUCAAGGAAUAGAGUUCAUCACAUCCACGGAUUUCAUGGACUCUGAAUCUUCAAAAUCAGCUUUGAACCAGAUCAUGGAGGCUAUAAACGCUAAGGGUGUCAAAAUGAUCGGACUGCAGGGAAUGCCAGGAGUUGGUAAAACAACUUUAGCCCAAGAAGUUGGGAAGCAAGCUCGAGAACAAAAGCUCUUUGAUAAAGUUGUAAUGUUUACUAUGUCCCAAAAUCCAAACAUCAACAAAAUCCAAGAUAAAGUUGCAGAUAUUUUUGGUUUAAAUUUUGAAACAAGUAGCCGAGAAGGAAAAGCAGAAGUGCUAUUCAGGAGUAUGCAAGGCGUGAACAAAAUCCUCGUAAUUGUCGACGACCUCUGGGAAGAAUUGAAAUUGGAGAGGAUUGGAAUUCCAUUCGGUGAUGAACACAAGGGUUGUAAAAUUCUUCUGACUACACGUGAUCAACAAGUCUGCACUAAAAUGAACUGUACGAAGGAAAUUCAACUUGGCAUCUUAUCCGAAGACGAAGCAUGGGUUUUAUUUCGAGGUAAAGCUGGUUUAGAUGAUGACAGUUCCACCUUGAAUGAUGUGGCCAAAGAGGUUGCUGCUCAAUGUAAGGGAUUGCCUCUUGCAAUUGUUGUCGUGGCCAAAGCUUUGAAAGAUAAAAGGAAUGAAAUUGUUAUGGCACUUAAAAAACUCCAAAAAUCAGGCUUGAUUUUGGGAACUGAUGAUGCAGAAAGGAUAAGAAUGCAUGAUGUGGUUCGAGAUUUUGCUCAUUGGCUGACAUCAACCGGAGAAAAUAGGUUCAUGGUAAAAGAUGAGCUGAAAGAAUGGCCCGAUAUGGAUGGAUGUUAUAGUGCAAUCGCUUUAUGGAAUUGUAGUAUUAACAUAAAAAAACUUCCUGAUAAAGUGGAAUUUUCAAAGCUCAAGACUUUGAUUUUAGAGGGGGAUUGGGAUUGCGAUUGGAACUGGGACUUGAGGCAGAAGCGGAAGCGGAAGCGAGGUGAUUUACUGGUGGUUUCCAGUAUAUUUUUUGAAGAAAUGAAAGCCCUCCAAGUUCUAUAUCUAGAAAGUGUCAGUUUCUUACCCAUAGGAUUCCAUUCCUUACCAAAUCUUAGAACUGUGUUGUGUGGAUUGCGAGCUGGAAAACUUCUCAUCAUCACUGAAAAAUAUGAGAAGCCUUGA
Molecule: messenger RNA, 1692 nt
Organism: Gossypium raimondii (Peruvian cotton)
Lineage: Eukaryota; Viridiplantae; Streptophyta; Magnoliopsida; Malvales; Malvaceae
Product: putative disease resistance protein At5g05400
Exons: 3
Coding region: 1-1692 (563 amino acids)
Molecular function (GO): ADP binding; ATP hydrolysis activity
Source: RefSeq, a predicted model, not a curated record